This is a messenger RNA of Priapulus caudatus, 2065 nucleotides long. Its product is annotated as BRISC complex subunit Abro1-like. The transcript is spliced from 8 exons. Lineage: Eukaryota; Metazoa; Priapulida; Priapulimorpha; Priapulimorphida; Priapulidae. Gene Ontology annotation, molecular function: microtubule binding; polyubiquitin modification-dependent protein binding. Gene Ontology annotation, biological process: mitotic spindle assembly; protein K63-linked deubiquitination; attachment of spindle microtubules to kinetochore. Gene Ontology annotation, cellular component: nucleus. The record is from RefSeq and is a predicted model, not a curated record. Bases 6 to 1307 code for a protein of 433 amino acids.
GCUUCAUGGGAAGGAACAACAUGUCGGUGAACACAAGCGGUACUCUGCUUGCUAGUUUAUUUUACGAGCAAUUUAAAUGUCUCGGGCACCAGGAAGGUUUCUUGUUGGGAGAGGUGAAUAGCUGCUUCACAGACACGCCACAAGAUGGUGACUGUAACAUACGUAAGGAGGAGAAGAUAAUCAAUGUUCAGUCAUUUCUUCCAUGUCAGAGAAUAGGUAGCUUCUACGAUGCUAGAGGACACAUCCUCAAGAAUGAGCUGGGAACACUGCUAAAAGACUGCUUCAAGAGCGUUGUUGGCUGGUACAGGUUUCGCAGGAACUCUUCGAUGUGUGUGUCGCUGCGGGAACGCGUCAUCCACGCCGAUUUGCUCGACCUUCUGCCAGACGUGCAGCCGAAGACGUUCGUCUAUGCGCUGCUCACUGCCUCCACGUCGUCCAAUCACGCCACCCACUCCGCCGAUAACAGCUUCAUGAUUUAUAACGGAAGGUCUUUCAGUAAUUUACCAGUAAAGGUUACAAAUCUCGGUGACACCUGCCACUCGGACUACGUCACGAAGAGCAGCAAUCCUUUGAACGUCAAGAACAGCAUAUACAACCAAAUCGUAGAGUCUGCCUGUCGUCGUAAUGUAUUGGAAACAGAUGAGGCCGCGGCACUACCUGGUGUUCAUGCUGUUAGGGACAUAAACACAUCAUUGCUCUCACAAUUAGAGUUUCUGUCAAGGGAAGUUAUAGAACGUGAGGCUAGCAUAGGAAUGCUGCAUGGACAGAUCACUGAGCUUGAGCACAAGAUUAGUGAGCGAGAACAUGAACGGGCUGGGUUGUUACCGCCAGCAAGCCCUUCGAUGGUUGUUCCUGAAAUAGACAUGCUCAUUGACCUGAGUGAUGAGGCAAGCUUCUGGGAGGCUCCACCCCCUAGCGAAAGUGCAUCCGUGAUCAGCAGUAGCAACCAGCAGGACUUGAUGACACUUGAUAAUCCGCUCACAAUGGUGACGGAUGCGAGCGACGUGCCAAAGACGGAGUCACUAGUGCCGACGCGCGCCUCCACCCGGGUGUUAUCCACGCAAGACUGCACCGAAAGGACGCGCACCGAUCCAUUCCUGCAUCUCUCCGACAUUGCCAAGACCCGAGUAGAAGACAUUCCGAGCAAACCGAUAGGUGCUGACCAGCCGCAAAGUCGCCAAAAGUUUGGUGACGCCGCAAGGAGGACAGACAGAGCUGGCGCGAUGACGAGCGUGAACAAGGACAGCCAUCAGCAAGCCAAAGCAGUGGCAGACAACAGCUGCGGUGCUUCAUCCCCUACUUUCUGAGCUGAUGCGCUGUUGCACUUGUGGAACUGUGUAUAGGCGUAUUUUAUGAUUGCCAGAUGCUUUGCCUCGGAUCAAGAUUGCAGCCCUUUGGAUGGCUUAUAGUAGGAACUGCACACCACUAGAUGCACGUAAUUAAUCAGUAUUCGUGUAAAUACUAAUACCCUUACUCCUAGUUGCUGUGAUUCACGCAGGAGCACAAGACAGCAGGAAUGAAAGCGUGUAAGUUCAAUGUGUAUGCUACAGCUUUCCACACAGUCAGAUACAAUACAGUACAUAGUCACGAUUGCCUUGCACGUACUCACACUAUUUGAAGGAACGUUGUUUAAAUCAUAAUGUGUAAUGGUCACGUCCAACCAUUGGAUCUCUAAGAUUUGCCGGCAGUAGUCUGCGUACUCCAUUAGUUCCGUGAUACUGAAGUUUGUUGCACAUUCGUGGAAGCUGGAAGGGUCAUGCAGUUUCCAUCUUAGUAUGAAGUAAAAGCUUUGGCAAUCGAGCCAUGUUGUGGCAGUGUAUGGGUAAACAUAUUUUAUUAUAUAUCAUACAUGUCAUAUGUGUGACAGUUUAUAUGGAGUGCGAGUUAAUUUGGAUCAACGUGUACAUAUUUAUUGUGAGCUAUAAACGCACAUCAGACUAGACUGGCAGUGUCAAUACUGUUAGGUAUAGAGUGCUAGAUUGUAUAUGGUCAAGAGCCCAUUAACCCCAGAGAGUACAACGCUGAAAUAGGAAAACCAUGGUGUCGUUUCAGCAAAAUUAAUAAA